AUGAUCAUAUCUAUCUAUAUAUCUAUCUAUGAUCACAUUUAUCUAUCUAUCUCCCAUUUUGUUCACAUCUAUCUAUCUAUCUAUCUAUCUAUAUUUCUUUUGUUCAUAUCUAUCUAUCUAUCUAUCUAUCUAUCUAUCUAUCUAUUACAUUUUUUUGUUCAUAGCUAUUCAUCUAUCUAUCUAUCUAUCUAUUACAUUUUGUUCACAUCUCUCUCUCUCUCUCUCUAUAUAUAUAUAUAUAUAUAUAUAUAUAUAUAUUUUCUUCACAUCUAUCUAUCUAUGAUUACAUCUAAGUUUGUUCAUAGCUAUCUAUCUAUCUAUCUAUAUAUCUAUUACAUUUUCUAUCUAUCUAUCUAUCUAUCUAUCUAUCUCUAUCUAUUACAUUUUUUUGUUCAUAGCUAUCUAUCUAUCUAUCUAUCUAUCUAUCUAUCUAUUACAUUUUCUAUCUAUCUAUCUAUCUAUCUAUAUAUAUAUAUAUCUAUCUAUCUCAGUUUAUUCACAUAUAUCUAUCUUAUUUUGUUUAACUCCAUUGUCAUUUUUUCACAUGUAUCUUUCUAUCUAUCUCUGUUCACUAGCUAUCUCUCUUUGAUCACUUCUACUUAUCUAUUUGUCUAUCAGUUUAUUCGCAUCUAUAUGUCUAUCUAUCUAUUUAUCUACGUUUUUCUUUUGUUAUGA
Messenger RNA from Acanthosepion pharaonis, 675 nucleotides. Lineage: Eukaryota; Metazoa; Mollusca; Cephalopoda; Sepiida; Sepiidae. The record is from the annotation of a GenBank genome assembly.